Molecule: messenger RNA, 3788 nt
Organism: Exaiptasia diaphana
Lineage: Eukaryota; Metazoa; Cnidaria; Anthozoa; Actiniaria; Aiptasiidae
Product: forkhead box protein K1
Exons: 6
Coding region: 69-1901 (610 amino acids)
Biological process (GO): regulation of transcription by RNA polymerase II
Molecular function (GO): DNA-binding transcription factor activity, RNA polymerase II-specific; RNA polymerase II cis-regulatory region sequence-specific DNA binding; protein binding
Source: RefSeq, a predicted model, not a curated record
UGUUGUUUUGCUUUCUCCAUCAAAUUUGCGACUUGAGAGGAAAGAAAGUCGAUCUUGCUCCAAGAAUUAUGUCUUCGCCGAGUAGAGAUCAAGAAAGUGACGCAUUGGCUUUGCUAGCUUUAAAGGCAAGCAAGCCAUCUCCUGUCAAGCCUGCUUGGUUCGGAGUAAACAAUGUCACCCCAAUAGCCAAACUUGAAGGUCGCGAGUUCGAAUAUCUUGUACGACAAAGUCGAAUCAUCAUCGGUAGAAAUAGUAGCCUUGGAAGUGUGGAUGUCAACAUGGGCCAUUCUAGUUUUGUGUCUAGAAGACAUCUUGAGAUUCGCUACGACUCAGGACAGUUUUACUUGUCUUGCAACGGAAAAAAUGGGAUCUUUGUGGACGGUGUUUUCACAAGACGUGGUGCUCCUCCAUUGAAACUAUCUCCCACUUGUGUGCUGAGGUUCCCUUCUACAAAUGUGAAAAUAAGAUUUACUUCACUGCUUAGCUCUAACGACUCUACUCCUCGUCGAGUACCGAGUCCCCCCAAAACAAAGAUGUUGGCACCGCUGAAGAUCAACAUCCCUGAACAUGAUGGUGUAUUUUCUUCUCCAGUUCCAUCACCUACAGGGACUAUCAGUGUUCCUAACUCAUGUCCAGCCAGUCCAAGCAACACUAGAGAAGAUCACAAGUUUGUUAACAGCUUGCAGGCUGUAGCAGAGUAUGCUGUUAACUCAGCAAACUCGGUGAAUGAUGAAUCUCAUUCAGAAUCAAAAACAAGUAACAGUGCAGACACUGGUGGGAAUAAAGAUGAUGGCAAACCUCCAUAUUCGUAUGCACAACURAUUGUCCAAGCCAUUUUGUCAGCUUCAGAUAAACAGUUAACACUUAGUGGAAUAUAUGCACAUAUAACAAAGAAUUACCCGUAUUAUCGUACUGCAGAUAAGGGAUGGCAGAACUCCAUAAGGCAUAAUUUGUCUUUAAAUCGAUACUUUGUCAAAGUGCCCCGUGCRCAAGAUGAGCCAGGAAAAGGCUCAUUUUGGAGAAUUGAUCCUUCUUGUGAACAGAAACUUGCUGAACAAGCAUUUAGAAAAAGAAGACAAAGGGGGGUUCCUUGCUUUAGGCCUCCUUUUGGUGUUGCUGCCUGCAGGUCAGCCCCAGUGUCACCAACUCAUGGUCUUCCUAAUCGACUACCACCUCCAUCCACCCCACCAACAUCUCAAGCUCAUGAGACAUCACCAACUAAAACUGUUGCUCCACCUCAUUCAGCAAGUGAAAAUACAACUCUCAAUGCUGCAUCUGCCCAGUUGAAUACUUCAGUAUCUUCUCCCAUUGCAAAACAUACUGUUGCAAGUGCAAUGCACCAUUUCCAACCAAUUCCUGCCAAGUUUGCUUUUCAUCACCUUCCUGCCACAAAGCUGAUACCAGCCUCUGCAUUUCCUGUCAGUGUUAUUAAGACUGCUGCAGAUGCCAUCAAGCAGGAAGUGGGUGAACCUGAAAAGAAUGGCCUGUCUCAGUCAUCUGGGGAGGAAUCACCACUGGAUUGUCCCAAGAUUCCAAGCAAUGAUUCCAAGCAGAUAUUCUCACCAGUAGUGCAGAAGUUUCCUUCGGGUACUUCACUAGUUGUUAGUUCAGGUGGUGUACUCACUCCUGCACUCACUCCAACCAAUGUCUCACCUACAGGCCAAGACCCACCGCAAAAACCAAAGCCACCAGCACCUCUUGUCAUGACAAACAUAACCACCCUUACACCUGAAUCCUCUCCUUUGGGGAUUUUGUCUCCUUCUGCUACCACAGCAGCUGUGUCCAUGGUGAUGAAUAGUGCCAAACGCAUGCUCAAUCCAACUCCAAUUGAAAACGAGCCUAAUGUGAAAAAGUUUAAAUCCGAAUCAGAAAUUAUAUCCAAGGAAAAUACAGCAGAAUGACUUCUUAAAUGUACAAAAUAGUAUUAUUGUUGCCAUUCAUCUAGACAAAUGAGUGGAUUUGCUAUCAGUGACUGUCAUUGUGUGUGAGUAUAGCUCAUUGACAGAGCUACUUGGAACUCUUUAUGCAAGAAUCUGCUUUGUAUGCAUGGAACAUGGACAGUGUGGUAAAGAUGUAGCACAAAUUGACAGCACAGUCUAAAACUGAACCCAAACUACAGAAAAAGCUUUUAAAGGUACCAGAAACUGAUACCAUUGACAUUGUUUGGAAAAAUAUUACAUGAGAUUUGACAUGAAAGGAAAAGUAGAAAACUCCUUCUACAAUUAUAGAGUCUCACAAAAUUCUUUAUAAUAAUGACAUUUCAUGAAAUGCCCAGGUUAAUCUCAUUUUAUGGUAUUUUUUUAGUGGAGAUUAACAUAAAAUGAUUUACUUUUCUAUUAGCUUUUUUUUUUCAAAGAAGAAAGAUACUAAUCAACAGCGUUGAAAUACUACACAGAAUGGAUUAACAUGGGCAGUUAAUUUAACACGAAACAUAAUUUAAAAACAAUUUGGUUAAAUGAAUGUAUGGAAGACUCCAAACUGCUGACACCCAAUUUUUUAGUAUUCUUUCUUGUUCUUAUUGAAAAGGCAAUCUUGACAUUUCUACUUAAAUUAUGACCAUGUAAGCAUUCAUGCAAUAAUGUGCAAAAUUAUUACUAGUUGUCAUGUAGCACCACAGCAGGCAAGUUGGUGGUUCAUGAACAAAGGAUCCCAUUGUCUCUUGUACAUACUGACAACAUGGCGGCAAGACUUUUAAAUCUUUUGGAAAUGUUUAGAUAACAAUGAAAUGCAACCUGUGAUUUAUUUGGCUCAUUCAUUUUACUAGUAGAAAUGCCAUUAUUGCCCAUGCAAUUGAGACAUUAUAACUCAAAAAGUGAGAAAGAAAAUGUGGUGGCCACUCUUUAAUGCAUAUAGCAGAACGCAGAUAUUCACACAAUAAUUAUCAUUCCACCAAACUAAUGCCAAAAUGUCCACUCUGUCAGGCAGCUAUUUAUUUAUUAUUUGAAAGGUCAGAUAAGUGAAAUCAAAGAUUUUGUAUUUGUACACUUAAUCUUACUUAUUUUUGCAAAUUUUAUUAUUGCUUGUGCUGCUUAGCAUGCAAUAAUAUUGCAAAAGGCAUCUUUGGUUAUUACUGGUAGGUGUCAAAGAUAAUUUUCUGCUGGGUAACAAAGGCGAAAACUUUUAUGAUUUCCCUGCAUCUGUGAAUACUGCGUGAAAAAGCUUUUUAUGAUUAAUAGGAAAUGGGUUGUUGUAUUUCAAAAUUUUAGCCUGGUUCAUAUGAGCAGAGGAAAUAGACAUUUUUCACUUACAUUUGUGUGUACACUUUAGACACAUGAACUGCCUCAUUAAAAUUAGUCUUGCUCAUGUAAACCAGACUUAAAUGUCACCUUACAUUGCAGUACAGAAAAACAAAGUUAUUUUUUGAUUAUGCCCAGUCUUCAUGGUUAAAGUUGACUUGAACACUGGAAACUAAAAUAUGUAGGAGCCCUUGUAGAUCAGGAUCCCGUUAUAAUAGAACUGGUCAUCAGAUAUACAAUAUAGUAUUUAAAUGACAAGUUGAUUUGACCUAAUUCAUUUGGAAAGUACAUUAUUUGUCAUCCCUCACUAGGUUAUCGUAUUUAUAGUAUUUUGCAAUAUGUAUCGAACGUAAAUGAGUUUCCAUUUAGGAUGUAAAUCAGCCUCGAUCUGGUCAAAUUAUUGAUUAUUUUUCCCUUUGUUAUAUAUUGUUUUAUUAUUAUUCAUUUAUUGUUUAUUUACCAGUUCAGGGUGAGUUGUAGGAUUCAAUAACCAAAUUAGUGUCCAAAUGAAAAAAAAACUGAGUAAAAUAAACUGACAUCAGAAUCUUUUUA